Notolabrus celidotus (New Zealand spotty) is the source of this 10650-nucleotide messenger RNA. RefSeq names its product fatty acid synthase (gene fasn). Lineage: Eukaryota; Metazoa; Chordata; Actinopteri; Labriformes; Labridae. Gene Ontology annotation, cellular component: cytoplasm. The record is from RefSeq and is a predicted model, not a curated record. Gene Ontology annotation, biological process: fatty acid biosynthetic process. The coding region runs from base 423 to 7961 and encodes 2512 amino acids. The transcript is spliced from 42 exons. Gene Ontology annotation, molecular function: oxidoreductase activity; fatty acid synthase activity; phosphopantetheine binding.
GGCGGAGCGUCGGUGUCUGCCUGGAGGAGAAUCACUCUGAACUCCAGUAACCUCCCCUCUCUACAUUAGAUUUUUUUCUCUCUCUCUCUACGGCCGCUCAACGAAUUACUCCAUCAGUGGCUGAAUCAGAGAGCCCUGCCUCUUUUCUCAUUGGACUGUACGGCCCAGCCAAGCUGUCAGCCCAUGUGGCGUGGCCAGGCAGAAUGUGAGACAUUUAAAUUCAUCACAGAGACACAUUUAAAGAAGCACGGAGGGACCGGCAGGGGACGGAGACAUACACAGCAUUUACAGUAACAGUGACACCGGCAGAGAGAUCAGAUAGGUAACGGAACUAACCCGGAGAAUACAUGCCAAACUACCGACAGCGUUUCCUCAAGUAAUCAACGUCGUCAUUUUGAAGGGACAUCAAACCGUGAGUCAGCAUGGAUGACAUAGUCAUAGCAGGGAUAUCAGGCCGUCUGCCUGAGUCAAACAACCUGGAGGAGUUCUGGGAAAACCUCAUCGGUGGUGUUGACAUGGUGACAGAGGACAACAGGCGGUGGACACCAGGUCUGUACGGUCUUCCAAAGAGGAACGGAAAAUUGAAAGACAUCACCAAAUUCGAUGCCACCUUCUUUGGUGUCCAUCCCAAACAGGCCAACACCAUGGACCCACAACUGCGUGUCAUGCUGGAGGUCGCCUAUGAAGCUAUCGUGGAUGGAGGACUGAACCCAGCUGACAUGCGUGGCAGUAAGACAGGAGUCUAUGUGGGGGCCAGCGGCUCUGAGGCCAGCGAGGCGUUCAGCAGAGACCCAGAGGAGCUGCUUGGCUACAGCAUGACCGGCUGCCAGAGAGCCAUGUUAGCCAACAGACUCUCCUACUUCUUUGACUUCAGCGGCCCCAGCACGGCCAUCGACACAGCCUGCUCCUCCAGCCUGCUGGCUCUAGAAAACGCCUUUCACGCCAUUCAGCAGGGCCUGUGUGACGCUGCAUUAGUGGGCGGAGUUAACCUGCUGCUCAAGCCAAACACCUCUGUGCAGUUCAUGAGACUGGGCAUGCUCAGUCCUGAGGGAACCUGCAAGUCCUUUGAUGCGUCAGGAAAUGGAUACUGCCGCUCUGAAGCAGCAGUGGCAGUUCUGCUCACAAAGCGGUCAGCGGCUAGAAGAAUCUAUGCUACAGUUGUCAACGCGGGAAACAACACAGACGGCUACAAAGAGCAAGGUGUAACUUUCCCUUCAGGUGACAUGCAGCAGAGGUUGGUCCGCUCUCUGUAUGAGGAGUCGAACAUAACACCAGAUCAGGUGGAGUACGUGGAAGCCCAUGGCACAGGGACAAAGGUCGGGGACCCACAGGAAGUGAAUGGCAUCGUCAGCGUGUUCUGUAGUGCAGAGAGAGAACCUCUGCUUAUCGGCUCCACCAAGUCUAACAUGGGUCAUCCAGAACCGGCCUCUGGUCUGGCUGCUGUGGCAAAGGUUUGUCUUUCUUUGGAGCGAGGCGUCUGGGCGCCCAACCUGCACUUCAACAGUCCGAACACCGACAUCCCUGCCCUCACUGAUGGUCGCCUUCAGGUGGUAGACCGGCCUACUCCCAUUAAAGGCGGCAUUGUUGGCAUCAACUCGUUUGGAUUUGGAGGUUCAAACGUUCACGUGAUCCUCCGUCCAGCUGAGAAACAAGCUGACAUGACUGCUCCUCCCAGGAAGCUUCCCAGGACUCUGCAGGCGUGUGGCCGCACAGAAGCUGCUGUGAGCGCCUUGCUCCAGAAGGGGAAGGAACAUGCUGCAGACGACAACUUCCUGUCUCUGCUGAACGAGGUGUCAGGAGCCAGCAUGCCGUACAGAGGUUACACUGUUAUCGAUGCUCAGAGUGACAUCACAGAGGUGCAGCAGGUGCAGGGUGCUGCCAGGCCGCUCUGGUACGUCUGUUCAGGUAUGGGGACCCAGUGGGCAGGUAUGGGCCGCAGUCUCAUGCAGCUGCCGGACUUCAGAGAGUCCAUCCUGCGAUCAGACACCGCGCUGAAGGAAACCGGCCUGGUGGUGUCCAGCCUGCUCAUGGAUGCAGACGAGACCACCUUUGAAGACACUGUUCAUGCCUUUGUCGCCCUCGCUGCCAUACAGAUAGCUGAGAUCGACCUGCUCACUAAGCUGGGUCUGAAGCCUGACGGUAUCAUCGGACACUCUGUGGGAGAGCUGGCUUGUGGCUACGCUGAUGGCUCCCUCACCCACAGCGAGGCCGUCCUGGCCGCCUACUGGAGAGGACGCUGUAUCAAGGAGGCCAAACUUCCUCCAGGAGGCAUGGCUGCAGUCGGGAUGACCUGGCAGGAGUGUCUGGAUCAGUGUCCUCAGGGAAUUGUACCAGCCUGUCACAACGCUGAAGACACCGUCACCAUCUCUGGUCCUCAGGAUGCGAUCAGUAAAUAUGUGGCGGAGCUGAAAGAGCAGGGAGUUUUUGCAAAGGAGGUGCGCAGCGCUGGCGUUGCUUUCCACUCCUACUACAUGGCAUCCAUCGCUCCUGUCCUGCUGGCUGCUCUGAAAAAGGUGAUAAAGGAGCCACGGCAGCGUUCAUCCCGCUGGGUGAGCACCAGCAUCCCUCAGGCUGAUUGGGGCUCUCCUCUGGCUCUGACCAGCUCGGCUGAUUAUCAUGUCAACAACCUGGUCAGCCCUGUGCUGUUCCAGGAGGGGCUCCGUCUGGUGCCGGAGAACGCUGUGGUGGUGGAGAUCGCGCCUCACGCUCUUCUGCAGGCCAUCCUGAAGAGAAGCCUGAAGCACACCUGCACCAUCCUCCCCUUGAUGAAGAGAGGUCACACCAACAACCUCGAGUUCUUCCUCUCAAACAUUGGAAAAGUCUACAUGAGCGGCAUCAACGUGGAUGCUAACAGCUUCUGGCCCGCGGUGGAGUACCCGGUCCCAGUUGGUACCCCUCUGAUCUCGCCCUUGAUUCAGUGGGAUCAUGCCCAGACCUGGGAUGUCCCACUGCCAGAACACUUUGUGGCUGGCUCAGGAGGAUCCAGCUCUGCCACUGUCUUUAAGAUCGACAUCAACCCAGAGUCAGCAGAUUACUACAUGCUCGGUCACUGCAUUGACGGGCGUGUCCUUUAUCCGGCGACCGGUUACCUGGUGCUGGCCUGGCGCACCCUGGUGAGGAAUCUGGGUGUUGUUAUGGAAACCACCCCGAUAACCUUUGAGGAUAUCACCAUCCAUCGAGCCACCAUCCUGCCAAAGAGCGGCUCGGUCCAGCUGGAGGUGCGUCUCAUGCCGGCCACCAACAAGUUUGAGGUUUCAGAGAAUGGAAACCUGACAGUCAGUGGUAAGGUGAGCCUCCUGCAGGACGCAGCCCUCGACUCAUUCCACGCCCAGAUUCGUCAACAAGCUGCCAACGAAGACAGUGAUCCCAAAAUGAAGCUUACAGCUCCUGACAUCUACAAAGAGCUGCGCCUGAGGGGCUACGACUACAGGAAGACCUUUCAAGGCAUCUUAGAGUCCAACAAUGCAGGAGACAGUGGGAAGCUGCAGUGGACAGGAAACUGGGUGACGUUCUUGGACACGAUGCUGCAGAUGAUCGUCGUGGGGCUGUCAGGUCGGAGUCUCCGUUUGCCGACGAGGAUCCGCUCGGUGUGCAUCGAUCCGGCUCUUCAUCAGGAGAAGGUCAGCGAGUAUGCAGAAGGAGAGCAAGCUGUGGACGUCCACGUGAACAGAUGCCUUGACAACAUCACUGCUGGUGGGGUUCAGAUCUGUGGUCUUCACGCCACUGUGGCCCCUCGCCGUCAGCAGCAGCAGAGUCCCCCCACUCUGGAGGAGUUUGUGUUUGUUCCCUAUGUAGAGAAGGAGUGCCUGACAGCCAAUGGGAAGCUGGCAGAGCAGCUGAGGAUCUGUAAAGGUUUAAUCCAAAGGCUGCAGCAGAAGUUGGCCAAUCAUGGUGUGAAGCUGUCCAUACCCGGGCUUCAGGGGGAGUCAAACGGCCCCCUCCCCAGCCUGGAAACUGAAGCAUCUGAGCCCAGCCUGGCUCGUCUGCUGACGCUGCUCUGCGGCCUGGAGCUGAAUGGAAACCUUCAGUCUGAGCUGGAGCAGACGGUGGAGAAGGAGAGGGCAUGUCUGCUGCAGGACGGUCUCCUGCAGGGUCUGCUGGACCACCCUGGACUCAGACACUGCCUGGACACUGCCCUGGAGAACAUCAUGCCUGGAAAGAUUAAAGUCCUGGAGGCUUUGUCAGAAGAUGGUCAGCUCUUCUCCCGCGUGGUUCCCCUUCUCAACAUUCAGCCAAUGCUGAGUGUAGAUUACACCGCCACAACAGCCAACCUGGAGCUUCUGACUCCCCAUCAAGCCUCCCUGGAGGAGCUUAUGGUGACUUCAGCUCAGUGGGACCCCCUCACAGGUCCGGCUCCAGGAGGUGCAGCAGACCUGGUGCUGUGUAACCACGCCUGGGGUCCUCUGAGGACGGAACCUGGACUGCUGAUGGCAAAUUUAGCUACAGGAGCCAAACAAGGAGGGUUUGUUCUGCUGCACACCCUCCUGAAGGGGGAGACGCUCGGGGAAACAGUGACGUUCCUCUCCAGUAGCGCUCAGAACAGCAGCCCGGGCAGACUGCUCACACAGGCUGAGUGGGAGAAGGUGUUUUCUGAGGCGUCCCUCAACCUGGUGGCUGUCAAGAAGUCUUUCUACGGCUCCGCCCUCUUCCUCUGCCGCACUCAGUCUCCGGGUAAAAAGCAGCCUGUGUUCCUGCCUGUGGACGGCACCGACUACAAGUGGGUGGAAACACUAAAGACGACCAUCGCUGACUCAUCAGACUGUCCGGUUUGGUUGACGGCCUCUCAGGCUCACUGCGGCAUCGUGGGAAUGGUCAACUGUCUGCGGCAGGAGCCAGGGGGCAACAGAAUACGCUGUGCGUUUGUGUCCAACCUGAACAAGUCCUCUACAGUGCCAACCCUCCAGCCCAAGUCCAUGCAGUCAGUGUUGGAAGGGGAUCUGGUCAUGAACGUGUUCAGAGACGGACACUGGGGCGUCUUCAGGCACCAGCUCAUCUCUCAAGAUCUGAACGAAGCGUCAACAGAGUUCGCCUACGUCAACGUGCUAACUCGUGGUGACCUGUCAUCUCUUCGUUGGAUCGCCUCUCCACUCCGACACUUUGUGACCAGCGACCCCAACGUCCAACUCUGCCGCGUCUACUACAGCUCCCUCAACUUCAGAGACAUCAUGCUGGCUACUGGCAAACUGCCCCCUGAUGCUAUCCCAGGUGACCUGGCUCUGCAGCAGUGUAUGCUGGGUAUGGAAUUUUCUGGCCGUGACCCCAGCGGUCGGCGCGUGAUGGGGCUGCUUCCUGCUAAAGGCCUGGCUACAAGUGUGGAUGCCGACAAACGCUUCCUAUGGGAUAUUCCCUCCAGCUGGACUCUGGAGCAGGCAGCCUCAGUCCCGGUGGUCUACGCCACAGCGUACUACUCUCUGGUUGUGCGGGGCCGGCUCCGCCCAGGAGAGUCUGUCCUCAUCCACUCUGGGUCAGGGGGCGUCGGCCAGGCGGCCAUCGCUAUUGCACUUAGCAAGAAAUGUAAAGUGUUCACCACAGUCGGCUCAGCAGAAAAGCGGACCUACCUGCAGGAGCGGUUCCCUCAGCUCACUGCAGAGUCCUUUGCUAACUCCAGAGACACCACGUUUGAACAGCACGUCCUGCUGCACACACAGGGACGAGGUGUGGAUGUGGUGCUGAACUCUCUGGCAGAGGAGAAGCUGCAGGCCAGUAUUCGCUGCCUGGCCAGACACGGGCGCUUCAUGGAGAUCGGCAAAUUUGAUCUGUCCAACAACUCUCCGCUGGGCAUGGCUCUGUUCCUGAAGAACGUUGCGUUUCAUGGCAUCCUGCUGGACGCGCUCUUUGAGGAGGGCAACAAGGAGUGGGAGGAAGUGUCCCAGCUGCUGAAGGAAGGCAUCAUGGGAGGUGUUGUCCAGCCUCUGAAGACCACAGUGUUUGAGAGAGACCAGGUGGAGGCGGCGUUCAGAUACAUGGCUCAGGGCAAACACAUCGGCAAAGUCCUUCUGAAGGUCUGUAAUGAGGAGAAGGACGCAGCGGUCAAAACAUCCUCUCCACUGUCUAUCCCAGCGAUCUGUCGUACGUUCUGUCGCCCCGCCCACUCUUACAUCAUCACCGGGGGGCUCGGGGGCUUCGGUCUGGAGCUCGCUCAGUGGCUGACUGAGAGAGGAGCCCGGAUACUAGUGCUGACUUCCAGAUCAGGAAUCAGGAACGGUUACCAGGCGAAGCGCAUUCGUGAGUGGCAGAGUCAGGGUGUGAAGGUGCUCGUGUCGACCAAUGACGUCAGCACACCGGAGGGGACCGAGCGACUCAUCGCUGAGGCCAGCUCACUGGGGCCAGUGGGCGGAGUAUUCCACCUUGCUAUGGUGUUGAAGGAUGGCAUGUUGGAGAAUCUGACUCCCCAGCUCUUCAUUGAUGUCAACAAACCCAAAUAUGAUGGCACCUUAAACCUGGACGAAGUGACCAGAAAAUCAUGUCCAGACCUCAGCUACUUCGUCACCUUCUCCUCAGUCAGCUGUGGCCGAGGCAACGCCGGUCAGAGUAAUUACGGAUACGCCAACUCUGCCAUGGAGCGCGUGUGUGAAAAGCGGCGCUACGACGGCCUGCCCGGACUGGCGGUCCAGUGGGGUGCCAUCGGAGACGUUGGCGUGAUUCUGGAGACGAUGGGUGGCAACGACACGGUGAUCGGUGGCACUCUGCCACAGCGCAUCGCGUCCUGUCUGGAGGUGCUGGAUCGCUUCCUGUGCCAGCAGCGGCCGGUGAUGUCCAGCUUCGUGCUGGCGGAGAGGACGGUGGUGAAGAGCGAGGGAGGGAAUCAGAAGAACUUGGUGGACACUGUCGCUAACAUUCUCGGUGUUCGUGAUGUGAGCAGCCUGAACGCUGAUUCCUCAUUGGCUGAUCUGGGCCUGGACUCUUUGAUGGGUGUGGAGGUUCGUCAGACUCUGGAGAGAGACUACGACAUCGUCAUGACCAUGAGGGAGAUCCGCCAGCUCACUAUCAACAAGCUGCGAGAGCUGUCCAAUGGCAAGCCAGCUGGAUCAAGUGAGUCUUCCCUGGGAACUAAAAGAAACAGUCUGCAGUCCGUGUUGGAAUCAAACCUGACCCAGAUGUUAGUCAACCCCAGCGACUCCACAGUGACGCCACUCAACAAGGUCCAGAGCCAGGAGAGACCUCUGUUCCUGGUCCAUCCCAUCGAGGGCUCCAUCAACACCUUCAAGACACUUGCUUUCAAACUCAAUGCUCCCUGCUACGGCCUGCAGUGCACCAAAGCUGCUCCUCUGGACAGCAUCCAGUCUCUGGCAGCAUACUACGUGGACUGCAUCCGACAGGUGCAGCCUGACGGGCCGUAUCGGAUUGUCGGGUACUCCUUUGGCGCCUGUGUGGCGUUUGAAAUGUGCUGUCAGCUCCAGAUACAGAACCAGCCGGUGGAGCACCUCUUCUUGUUUGACGGAUCACACUCCUACGUGGCAGCGUACACGCAGAGCUACAGAACCAAGCUGACACCAGGGAAAGAGUCUGAGGCUGAAACUGAAGCCAUGUGUGCUUUCAUCCAGCAGUUUACAGGCAUCGAGUACAACAAGCUUGUAGAGGCUCUCCUCCCGUUGUCAGACCUUGCAGCCCGAGUGAACGCUGCAGUGGACCUGAUCGCCUCCAGUUACACCACCGUCAGCAAAGACAUGCUUCACUUUGCAGCCAGCACCUUCUACCACAAGCUGAUGGCUGCUGAGGGCUACAAGCCUGCGACGACAUAUCACGGCAAUGUGACGCUACUGCGAGCCAAAGCCAGCAGCGUAUACGGACAGAGCCUGGGAGGGGACUACAAGCUCAGCGAGGUGUGUGACGGCAAAGUGUCAGUCCAUGUUGUGGAGGGAGACCACCGCACCAUCAUGGAGGGAGAGGGAGUGGAGUCCAUCAGCAACAUCAUCCACAGCUUCCUGGCUGAACCACGAGUCACAGCCAGAGAGGGUUAAACAGACCCCACCCAAACAACCACACCUCCCAUCACCUCCACCUUAAAAAACUAAUUUCACAACAUUCCCUAAAUGUCCUCCUCAUGGAUGUGUAGGUUUCAUUUCCUUUUGUACUGUGAGAGUAACGCUGUUCGUCUUCAGGCCCACAUGUUUGACCGUCUACUGUCCCAAACGCACCUUAUUGCAUCUCCCCGACUUAUCAGAUCGCUUAGCCGGCAGACAUGUGAGCCGUCAGUUUGUACAGCACGAGUGACAUCGUCUCUUUAUGUUGCCAUGCAGUUCUACUUUUUACAUGAGCUGUUUUUGUAGAGUAGUCCCAGAGAGUUAGACGUUAGAAACAUCACAUAAUGAAACAUAAUCCAUCAAUCAAAGCUUGAUUAUCCUCAAAGCCUUAUCGAUCAGUGUUAGAGCUAUACGCUAACUACAAAUGUCUGACACACUGACUGAAUAGACUUCAACGAUGCUCAACAGCUCCUUCUCAUCUCACAGGUUUGAGUACCAGAUUAAUCCAGCACAUCAGAACGCAAACAUGAACUCGGGACUCAUACAAAAAUUAACCACUUAUAACGAGCAGUACAAACAACUAGAGGCCCUUUUUCUAUAUUUUGGUCUUUUUUAUUUGCUUAUUAUGUGACAAAGGAAAAUGUGGGACCUAACAUUGUGUGUUGUUUUUGUUGUUUUUAUAUUUGUGUCUGCCUUGAAGCAAAGCAGCAGCAGAAGCCGAUGUGUAUUUCCUGUCUACUGAGACAUUAACUCACUAAUAUUAUCAUAGAUUAUUUUGUCUUUCAGUAACUUUACACGGUGGUUACAAACGAGAUGCAGACUGCUGCAAAUACUGUUUAUGGUACUGUGUAAUUACAGCAGCUCUCGUCCUCAAAGCUAAUGUCUGGGUUUGGUUCCGUGUUUCGUCGCUGCUCUCUUCACUGUGCUAUCCUUCCAUUAAAGGCUCGAAAGCCUCUAAACAAACCAUAAAAGAGGAAUGAUCCGUAUUGCUCUCUCAUAAAACUGAUCACGUAUCAUUAAUCGAGGUUGUAACCCUUUAUUGUCUUUGCUGCACAAAGCGACCUGGUCAGUGUUAUUUUCUGUCCUAACAGAGUCAUGUCCAGUCCUGCUCUGCUGUGCUGUGAUUGGUUAGAGGUCAGAGACUGAACUUAUGAUGUCAAUCUGUCAGCGUGAACCCAAAUUAAAAUCUUGUACAAACCAAAUCAGGGAGUUUGGUACUUUAACAUAGAGCUGGGCGUUAUUGAAAAAGAUGUUAUCACAAUAACAUUUUUCAUAUCGGUCGAUAUCGAUAAUUUUCACAAUAAAUUUAAAAUCAUUCUUUCAUAUCAUUUUAAAGGCAGAUUUUUUUCUCCUGAGUGAAAGCUGAAGAAACCAGACGGUUUGUUAGCUUGUCUCUUGGAUUUAGUAGUUUAGUAAAUAUCCAAAAUAUCUUAACUAAUGCAGUUUAGUGGUCUUUCUUAUCAAGCGUGUUUUCACUCUGCUGGUUGGUUUUCUUCAGUGUCGCUGUCGCUCGUUUCAGCUGUUUACAAAUGUCCAAACGUCUUUAAGCCCCUCCUACCUCUUACCCUGCAACAUGAUUGGCUGUUCCAUGCCGUCUUCUUCUGUUUAAUGUUGGGUGGGAAUUAGCGUUUAAGACACACUAGCGCCCCCUCCCUUACCUGUGGUUGGAGUGAGUAAUUACAGGUUUAAAUAUAUCAACGUUUUAUCCUACAUUUGUUGCAUCUAUAUUGAGAAAAGUAAUUUCCUGAUAAUUAUCGUUAUCCUUUUAUCGCCCAGCCCUACUUUAACGUAACCAAUAUCUGAAACUUGACAUUGUUUUACACCCACUUGGUUGAGAAAAAUGAAUGAAGCCAACAUUAACCAAUCACAGUGCAGUAGAGAGAUAAAAAAAAAGGCACGAGAUCAUCUCGUUCAUCAAACCUAUUUCUACCCUGAGCUGCUGCUUCAGCGCAACAACUGUAUGAUCUCUUGUGUAAGCUUUAGGUACUCUAUUUCCAUUAAUUAAUAACCACUGAUCCAACAUGGUGACCAACAGUUAUUACACAGUUAUAGUUGUUAUUGACUGUACUCGUCUGUAUCUGUCAGAUCUUAGGAAAUGUGCUUUCGCCUGACUCAUUAGGAAAUGAAGAUCUGUGAUUGGUCGAAGCAAUCAUUGCAGGCCAACUUUACUCAGCCGUCAAACUUGAAGUCAACACUUUGUUGUUUUCUGUGUGUGAACAUAACCGGAACACAUAACGGGAACACGUCAUGUUCUAAGGGACGAAACUGUGACGGUUACAGUAUUUUUUGUUACACUCAUUGUGCUGUUCUGAGUAGAUUUAGUGCUCAUAUUUCUUACUACAUGUAUCACCUUUGGUUAACUGACCUCUCAGGCACCUGCUGAAUGUGGAUUUCUGAUCUGAACAGCAGGAACCUGAGCAUCCGAGCGUCUGUCUCUGACUCCCAUGACCCUCACUCGGUUUCAUGACCCCGUUUGCGAGCAGUCUAGUCCCAUCGCACACUGCUGUCAGCCCGACCUCUGAGACCUCUGAGACCUCUGAUUUGGUCUAUGACGGGUUGGAGAGCUGGAAGCAGAUGUGGUGUCUGAAUGCAGUGAGAAGGAGAAAGAAGGGACAGAGUGUGCUCCUCUUGUGAUGUUUUUCCAGUUUGUGGUGUUUAAACUAAAAUAAAAACCUUGUUAAUCACA